Bombus terrestris (buff-tailed bumblebee) is the source of this 984-nucleotide messenger RNA. Its product is annotated as DNA mismatch repair protein MLH3. The record is from RefSeq and is a predicted model, not a curated record. Gene Ontology annotation, molecular function: ATP-dependent DNA damage sensor activity; ATP binding; ATP hydrolysis activity. The annotation marks the transcript as partial. Gene Ontology annotation, biological process: mismatch repair. The transcript is spliced from 4 exons. Lineage: Eukaryota; Metazoa; Arthropoda; Insecta; Hymenoptera; Apidae. Gene Ontology annotation, cellular component: mismatch repair complex.
GUUCCAGAUAUAUUGCCUCACCAAGAACUUGACAUACGUCCAUGUAAAACUGUCCAGCGAUUCCGUGAAUUCACUUUAAAUAAGAAAGUUUUGAAACUUAUUAAAGUAUUAGGCCAAAUAAACAAUGAACUGAUAGUAGGUUUAAUAACCAAAAAUAAUAUGAAGAUGCUUUUAUUAAUGGAUCAACAUGCAAUUCAUGAAAGAAUUAGAUAUGAGCAUUUGCUUUAUGGAUAUGAAUCACAGAUAAGAACCCAAUUGUUUUCCAUCAAAUUAAAAGAUCCUAUAAUCAUACAACUUCCUGCGAGUAGCUGCAAUUUACUCUUAUCUAAUAAUAUGAUAUUAAAAAAGUUUGGUAUAACUUUUAGUGUGAUAGAUAAUAACACAGUAAUGAUACGUGCAGUGCCAGAAUGUUUAAGGAAGAACAAAUACUAUCAUGAUGAAUUAAAACUAAAGUUAAAAGUACAGAAUCUUUUAAACGAAUUAGUACAAAACUUUUCAAGUUAUGAUAGCAAUUAUGCAACCAACAUUUUACCAUCUACCAUUCACAAUGCAAUUGCAAUGGAAGCAUGCCAUGAACAUUAUAUUUACUACCAUCUAAUGAAAAGUAUUUUAGGAGCUAUAAAAUUCGGAGAUUCACUUUCAUUAAAAGAAUGUAAGCGGCUUUUGAAAUUACUAAACAAGACGAAGAUACCUACUCAAUGUGCUCAUGGACGACCAUCCAUAAUACCUCUAUUGGAACUAACAGAUUUAGAAAGACGACAUAUAAAAAUCGUUCGGGUAAGUAAUACAUUUUUCGUAUGCUAUAUAUUAAAUAAAGGGAAACUCAUUUAUAGAUUCAUUCACUUGCAACAAUUUAAAUUCUGUUCUACAUAUUUUUAUCAAAUUUUUCUAUUCUUCUCAGUGAAAUUGCAUAAGUCAGUAUUACAUUAGCUAACAUAUAAUGUAAAAUCUAUUAAAUGUUAUAAAAUGCAGAUUUUAUUUCAA